Molecule: messenger RNA, 2685 nt
Organism: Pimephales promelas (fathead minnow)
Lineage: Eukaryota; Metazoa; Chordata; Actinopteri; Cypriniformes; Leuciscidae
Source: RefSeq, a predicted model, not a curated record
UACAUGCCAGAGUCUAUGCACUGACAAAUGUCUGUAUUUAGUUUCUCUGAACUGGAACGUGAUCAUGAACUAUAUUGUUGGUUUAGAUUGGAUGAAAUGAUGUGAGCUCAUUUUGUGGCCAGAGUUGUUCUCAACUCUGUUUAGGGUUCUGGGACACAGCCACCCAAUCAACAGCGGAGAAUUUUGUUGUCUUGGAUUUUGACUGGUCUGUUAAGGUGGUCAUGGUAAUGUCCUGACUUGCAGUGCUUUGAAUUGUCCUCAGUGUGAGGCGGUGGCGAGCCUUUCCACUGAGCGUUCUUAUUGAUAUUCUGCAUUCCCAUGGGUAAAUAAGAAUCAAGAUGGGCUUUUCUGGCAAAGGAGACUGGCCCUCCAACAAAAUUAGGAAACACAGAAGCCAGUCCCCUUUUCGUGAUGUUUCACCUGUACCAUCAUAUUUCUCAGAACCGGUCUCAUUCCUGCAACAUGCGGAUGUGACAGCCAACCUUCCCCAUCUCCCUGGUGUAAGAGGGACACUCAGGGAUGAAGAUGAUGAUGAUGAUGUUCGGAGUCACAAGAGCUUGCCAGCGGUGAUGACUAGAUUAACCCUCCCACCCAGAGACAAGAGGUCAUACAGGCAUGCUGAGAGUCGCCUCAGUUUACCCCCUCUCAUAAGUACCAGGUGCAGUUUGAUUGUGAAAGGCACUGGAUUCAAAACUGUCUCCAAACUCCCACCAAUCACCAAAUCCAGAAAUAAUUGGAAGGAAACAGACCCCCCGAGACCUCCUUGUAGGUCUGGAUGCAGGCCGGACAAAAUGGAAUUCCUUUCAGCUAAACCUGCUCAUGCAUUGAUGCAUCCAAAAAUUGUCCCUGUCGGGCAGACGUCUCUGUCUGUCAAGGUGCACACUGUUCAAGGAAAUGGGCCCUGCUUGCUUCCUGCCAAAGCCUCUGGAGUGUCCCCGAGAUCUCGACUUACUUUCCAAAGUCCUGUAGUGCAGGCAGUGUACCCUAUCAGUCCUGACACCAUGCAACAGAUGAGGCAAACUGACAGAGCGUGCCAGCCCCUGAGGUCUGUGCUGAAAAAAGCACCAAACAGAGGAGAGUUUGACUGCCCACUGACAGCACACCUGCUGGAGCCAUUUUCUGAGUUCCAGGAGCAUCUCUGCCGCCAAAUCCUACACUCGCCACUGCCUUAUCGUGAAGCUCUGCCACAGAUCCACAUUUCUUGUCACCAGGACCAGGUAGAUCUGUUGCCUGCACAUAGGGGCCCAUACAGUUCCCUGAUGGAGUGCACCAUGGAUCUCUGCAAUUCCCAAGGACAGAAGCUUCCCAAAAUCACCAUGACCUGCCCGACACCUUCUCCAAAACGCCUGUGUCGCACAGAGAUGAGGCAUGCGGCUUGAAAGGCAAACCAAGAUGGCUGCAGAGUGAACCAACAAGCUAAACAAAGGAACUCAAAAGCUAAUAUUGCUCUGUGCACAAAGGAUCACAGACGGUUCACCAAGAUCACAAAUUCACGUUACGAGACAAUGAAGCAAAACAGUCUGUCCAAUCUCUUGACACUUUUUCUGAUUUUCAGUGAUUAUUGGACUCAUGGUCAUAACCCUCUACUGUCCAAAGCUCAAGUUAUCGCUGUAUCACCAAUCAUCUUUCUUUCUUUUUUUUUUUUCCUAUGGAAGCUCUAAAACAUGAAAAACAUUGAAACAUGAGGGUUACACUGGUUCACAGGUACAGGAAGUGCCUCCAAGGAGCUUUAUAAAGUAAUUCCUGGGUGUUAAGAUCCCUGGAAUGUUAUGAAUCAUAAUUCUGUCUUACUGAGGAGAAAUGUAAUCAUUUUUCUUCUCCCCACUUUUCAUGGCCUUUCUUUUCUUUUUAAAAUCAAUACAAUUUCCUCAGUUGAGCUAAAUAAUGCGAGAUAUGGGGCAGGGGGCAAUUUUUUAUUGUCCAUCAUAGCCGACUACAGAUUUGCCAUCUUUUGGUAUAAGAAUGUGUGUACAUGUGCAUUUGCUAUAAAAGACCUAUGAAAAAAGAUUAGGCUGUAAUAAAUAACUUAUUGGAAUUUUAGCAUUGGUUAGGACUAAUUAUAUACUUAACAUCUUUCAGUACUGGUAUCAAAUUCAUAUGGUAAUCUGUCAGGAAUUUGUGUUUAAAGCAAAAGUGGUACAAUGCAAUGCAAUGUUUUUAUUUUAUUUUUUCAUUACCAUUGCCCUCAACCUCAUUGGCAUGAGUAAAUAUUGUAUAGUGACUAAAAUAAAUUAAAAUUUCUCAGGCAGGGAAUCUAUUGCAAUUUUUCUAAGGCAUAAAGAGAACUUUACUGAGGAAAUGUUGCAAGUGUCAUUGCUUUAGCCUACAUAUAAAUUGAAUACAUUUUGUGUGUUACAAUUGCCCUCAGCCCAACCCUCUGAUUAUAUACAUAUAAAGCUUCCAUGACAUUUAAAAGUCAAUUCUAACCAGAAUGAUAUCAUGAUUCUAAAAUUUUCAUUUUAUCCUGGUACUGUUGUUAUAAGUUAUUUCUAAUGAUUAUCUUUCAGUGAUAACUUCUAAAUUCUGAGAAUGAAGUCUUAUUGUGCAUUUCAUAAUGUUUAAAGGGACACGGGAACUUAACUUGUUCACAUUUAUUGCUAAAUCCAAAACAAUGGUCCCAUGACCAGCAUCAGUUUGUGACUCAGCACUGUGGUAUCUUUCAUAAAUAAAAACAUUCAAGCUAAA